AUGGCGGAUGCAAGCUCGACUUCAAACAACCGCGGCCUCGCGCAGCAACACAUCACCAACUCUACGCCUCCAUCUACAUCCUCAAGGGGUGCUUCUUCCGAGUUUCAAGACACUCCCAACGAAGUUCCUCGGGAGUAUCUCAUGGCCUCGCCAUCUUCUCUCCUGGCUCAAGGCUUCCCCUUUCCUCCUCAGCAGCCGACUUCCGAUAUUCCGCCCAUCUUUAUACGCCCCGAGGAGCCUUAUAAGAUGCAGUUUACAAGCAACUAUGAGAACCAAUCCUCUAAUCUUAACAACGGCGCACUCCCAUCAUCAUCCAAGAUCCCAGAGCUCGACCAACACUCCUCUGCUGCUCGCCUUGUUCACGAACAGCGUCUAUCAACAUGCCUCAACAUCCUCCGUCACAUCCAACGCACCCUCCGUCAACGCCAUGACGAAGCAGCCCUACGUCUAGAACACAUCUCGCGCCUCGAAGUGCAGACCACGUGGGAACUCUUCUUCCACAGCCCCCUGGAUUUCAUGUGUCACGAGAUGGACAUUCUCUCCGAUGCCACUACGAGCGCCAUGUUCUCACAAGGAGGAAUUGCUCUGCAGCGACACUCUGCUCACGAGAGUGAGGCUUGGAUGCGAAAGUUGGAUGAGCUACGGGAUUUACAGGAUGAUGAGCAUGAGGCCAAGGAGAGAGUGCGCAAGACGAUGAAGCAGGUGCAGUGCGCAGAUGCGAUUAUGAGGGUGGGUUUGGAGAAGCAGGCGGCGGCGCUGGAGAGAGGCAAUCUUAUGGCUGGUCAAUAUCGCGGAGGGUUUGACUAUGAUUAUAAUGUCGAGGCAAUGGCAUCUUCAAACAACAACGCUUCUGCCGUGUUGAGUAGCUUUUUCAACUGGCCUUUGCCUGCUACGUCCCUGAACGUUGGUGAAGCCAACGUCAACAUCGCUGAUGACAAUAGCAGUGGUUCUGUCAGCGGAUCCUCAGGACAAUGCCAUUCCGAGUGUUGUCGAGAUCAUGCUCUUUAG
Messenger RNA from Trichoderma breve, 1008 nucleotides. RefSeq lists its product as uncharacterized. Lineage: Eukaryota; Fungi; Ascomycota; Sordariomycetes; Hypocreales; Hypocreaceae. The record is from RefSeq and is a predicted model, not a curated record. The coding region runs from base 1 to 1008 and encodes 335 amino acids. The transcript has a single exon.